Messenger RNA from Histoplasma mississippiense, 1548 nucleotides. RefSeq lists its product as hypothetical. The transcript is spliced from 5 exons. Gene Ontology annotation, cellular component: cytosol. Bases 1 to 1548 code for a protein of 515 amino acids. Lineage: Eukaryota; Fungi; Ascomycota; Eurotiomycetes; Onygenales; Ajellomycetaceae. Gene Ontology annotation, biological process: homocysteine metabolic process. The record is from RefSeq and is a predicted model, not a curated record. Gene Ontology annotation, molecular function: FMN binding; flavin adenine dinucleotide binding; [methionine synthase] reductase (NADPH) activity.
AUGCACCCAGCAACCAAUGCCUCCUCGCCAGACUCGCAUUCAUCCUCUGUAUCUACGCCCGGAACAGGAGAGCCAAUUAGUGACAUGGAGACCCCCUCAACUCCAUGGAACGAACCAUUUCCGGAUGAUCUCACAGAUGGGAUCCUGGACCUUACGCUCAGCUCGAAAUCUCCCCCGUCGACUACGAAACGCCGGAGACGGGCCUCUACUGUCUUGAUAUCGCAAAGCUCUGAAGAUGUCGAGAAAAUACUAGGAAGCGGCCAAGGCGGUACACAUGUCCUCGAGAAAAUCUGCUGUGGUGGAGGAUGCUGUAAACUUCAGCCUCUGCAAAAACCUGCAUCGUCGUCCUCGAUCCACCUUGUCAUCAAACCAAAGAAUCAGGCCUUCGAAAGCCUGAAAUUGCACCUAGGGCCAAGUUGGCCGAUAGGGAAGAAGGGCCUGCGGAUCAUCCACCUCAAUUCGUCCAACCACACCCCCCAUGUUACAGACUACCCCCUUGAGGGUGGUGAUGUCGACUUCGUGGUUGGGGGUGCGAUUGGCAUCUGUCCCCAAAAUUCAGACGAGGUGGUAGACGAGGUUUUCAACCUACUUAGCAUUCCGAAAAUGGUCCGAGAUAAGAGGGUAAUGGUCAACACCACCACCGGUCGAUGGCCUACUGUCUGGGGAGAUGAGAAGCCACGAAGCCUGUUAACUACUAGGCGCGAAUUGCUUUCGUGGUGCUCUGACCUACAGAGCUAUCCACCGACAAAACAAAUGUUCCGACUUCUGGCAGACCCAACCCCUCUUGAUUACCUGCUCUCUAUCCUCAAUACUCUGAUGCCACGAUUUUAUUCCCUUUCUCAGGAUCCUCUAGCUUCAUGCACCCUCCGUGACGGCAAAUGCAGGAGGCUGAUAGAGAUCGCUGUCACUAUCCACGAAUCCCCUGAUUGGCAUGGAGGAAGAAGAACUGGUGUGGGCUCCGGGUUCUUGGAACGCAAAGCAAAGCAACUUCUUCGCGCUGAGGAAUUAGGCGAUGACAUUUCGUCUUUAAACCUGCACAUCCCGAUGUUCCGUGGUUUGAUGGCCAACCCUCUCGCACGCGAAUUUGUUUCGGAUGGGCCCAUGCUACUCAUUGGUGCAGGGGUUGGAGUUGCCCCAUUCCGUGGAUUCGUGCAGCGGCGUUUGAGGUCUGCUAACUGCGCCAACAAAGUGUGGGUCCUCCAGGGAAUCCGUGACUCAUUGCUCGACGAGCUUUAUUCUGGUGAAUGGGGCGUCCAUGAGGACACCGUGAAGAGGGUCGUCCAGAGUCGGCGUGGCGAGGGCAAGUAUGUGCAAGAAGAGGUGCGCAACCAAGCUGACCUCGUAUGGUUCGUUAUCAACUCUCUUGAUGGGCGUGUUUUCGUCUGCGGGAGCAGCAAGGGCAUGGGCGAAGGUGUCGAGGCUGCAUUGGUAGAUGUUGCCGUGGCCAAGGGGAAUCUCAAUCGUGAAGAAGCGAAGCUCUUCUGGCAAGGGAAGAAGGAUGCUGGCCAAUAUAUCGCGAUUUCACAAUUCGAGAAAUGUGAAUGCUGA